UCGCUGUAAUGUCAGUACUUGGCCACUAGAUAGUGACAGAAGGUGUAGUAAGUCCAGCAUCAGCAUUCAGAGAAGAAGGGCGAGCAGCGGCGCUGGAGCUCUGACAGGCCAGGCCUAGGGAUGCCUAAGAAGUUCCAGGGUGAGAACUCCAAGUCUUCGACUGCGAGGGCACGGAAGGCGGAGGCCAAAGCUGUCGCUGAUGCCCGGAAACAGAAGGAACUGGAGGAUGCGCUCUGGCAGGAGAGCGAUAAGCAUGUUCUGAAGAAAGAACAGAGAAAGGAUGACAAGGAAAAGAAGCGAUUGGAGGCGCUGGAGAGAAAGAGGGAGAACCAGCGGCUCCUGGAUGAAGAGGACUCUAAGAUAAAGGGGAAACAGAGUAAAGAACCCUUGGGAAAAGUGACACGGGCCCAGAUUGAGGAGACCCUUCUGAAAGAACAGGAGCUUCAACAGGAAACCAAGGAGAAAGAGAAGACCCACCUGGAGGAACCUCUGGAGGAGAACAUUAACCGGAUCAUUCCGGAAGAAGGCUCAGCUCGAACCAUCGAAGAUGCUAUUGCUGUACUCAGCACUAAGGAGGACACGGAUCGUCACCCCGAGCGGCGGAUGAAGGCGGCAUACGCGGCGUUCGAGGAGGUUAACAUGCCCCGCCUUAAAAUGGAAAACCCUAACAUGCGCCUGUCUCAGCUCAAACAGCAGCUGAAGAAAGAGUGGACGAAAUCUCCGGAAAACCCCCUGAACCAGCGCUUCGUCUCCUACAACACCAAGUAACCCCAACGAAAAGACUGCUGCACCAAACGGGGGUGUGAGGGGGGAAAAGAAAAAUAACAAUAAAAAUGUGAGAGAAAAAAAAAAAAAGAAAAUCAGAAACGACAUUUAGAUUUAAUUUAAUUAACGCAUUCUGCAUUGUUUUCACAAUAAAGGCUUCUAAUUUAAAAGAACUGAUCAUCAGAUUUAAGUGCAAUUGUGCCACAUUUAAACCCACCAAUAUCCAUCUGUUUAUUUUUAUUUUUUUUUAUUAUUUGCAGUUUUGUGUCGAGGAAAUGCAGUGCACUGGAGAACAGAUGUGAUAGAGCUGCUCUGAUAUUGAAGCAGGGGGUAGUUAAUGGGUAAUGGGGUGCGGUAGAUGGAGGGUUAAGUGCUGUGUGGAGAAUUUUAACCCUUUGAGCACUGGAAUGUGUUGGUAUUGCAAUAAUACACUGAGCAGCACUAUGCAAGAUUGGGGGAGGGGUUCUAUACAUCUGGCCUUUGCUCUGAUUGGACAUUUUCAUUAAAAGAAUGAUUGAGUUGGACACCAGAACUUUACAGUGUGGGUGAUUUCCUGUUCUAAGCCAAUCGUACGGAACUCUGCCUGUGCUGUGGACAAAGGAAGUGGACUUGGGUACGGCACACAUCCAUUAAAACAACAUUAAUGAGUCAUGGUUGCAAAACAAUGAACAAGUGUAUUAGGGUCUGAUAUAUUAAUAGGAAUGAAUGAGGCACCACAGAAUCUGCCUGGCAACCAUUUAGCAUCACCACAGUCACCACCUGGGAUACCAUAGCAGCCCGCUUGCCUUACACUACUUCCGUAUGUACAGCUCAAUAAAUAUUGCCCAUAUCAGUCUAAA
Messenger RNA from Astyanax mexicanus (Mexican tetra), 1604 nucleotides. RefSeq names its product coiled-coil domain containing 124 (gene ccdc124). The transcript has 5 exons. The coding region runs from base 121 to 768 and encodes 215 amino acids. Lineage: Eukaryota; Metazoa; Chordata; Actinopteri; Characiformes; Acestrorhamphidae. Gene Ontology annotation, biological process: transcription by RNA polymerase II. Gene Ontology annotation, cellular component: nucleus. Gene Ontology annotation, molecular function: transcription coactivator activity. The record is from RefSeq and is a predicted model, not a curated record.